Paramormyrops kingsleyae is the source of this 2661-nucleotide messenger RNA. It is a transcript of the gene rbm12bb, whose product is annotated as RNA binding motif protein 12Bb. NCBI's taxonomy places the organism in Eukaryota, Metazoa, Chordata, Actinopteri, Osteoglossiformes, Mormyridae. Gene Ontology annotation, molecular function: RNA binding. The record is from RefSeq and is a predicted model, not a curated record.
CGACUCGGUCUUUGCUUCCGUGUUUCUAUGCGCCAUGUUGUGUGAACGUAGCACUUCAUGUAACAGGGUGGAUAGGCCUACGGGUAUUGCGUUCUUAAUGUGAAGAUAAAGGUUUUUAAAUAAUGCUUGAAGCCGCAGUGUUUCAAGCUUUUUAAAAUUGUUUCACCCGUAUCCUCUAUAUAGGAACAGCAAGAAAUCGGCGAUCUGUGUGCAGUUGGUUGUGCCCCGUCAUGCCGGUGGUCAUCCGUUUACAGGGACUCAGAAUCACAGCUGGUUCUGAGGACAUUCGCAAUUUCUUCACUGGCCUAAGAAUCCCCGAUGGUGGGGUGCACAUUGUUGGUGGAGAACAUGAGGAGGCUUUCAUUAUCUUUACUUCAGAUGAAGAUGCGAGGCGGGCUAUGACCCGCUCUGGGGGGUGCAUCAAAGGGUCUCCCGUUAACCUUCUGCUGAGCAGCAAGUCAGAAAUGAAGAGCGUCCUUGAGGCAAGCAUGAGAAAAUCUGAAGCAAGCAAGCGGAGGGUUUACAACGAAGGGAUCAGGAGACCAAAUGCUCAGACAGUACCUUGUUCCGUCUCUGAGAACCUGUCCAUAGAAGGUUGGCGAAUGAACCGCUCAGAUAUGGGUAAUAGCUCAGGACCGGUCAUCUUGAGUAGUCCGCGUCCUUAUCGUUCGAGAAAGACUCUACCAGACAGCAUUGAUGGCUUGUAUCUGCAUUUGCAGGGAUUGCCGUUUUCUGUAACAAAAGGUGAUGUGACAGAUUUCUUCCAUGAGCUGCAGGUAGAUGAUGUGAUUCUCCAGAAGAAUCGAAGAGGACUAAACAAUGGGAGUGGAAUUGUGAAAUUUGCAACACUGCAUGAUUCAAGAGAAGGUCUGAAGCGGGACCGUGAGUACAUUGGAUCUAGAUUCGUGGAAAUUAACGCAUGCACCGAGCAGCAGUGGAUUAGAGCAUGUGCUCAGGCUGAGGCAUAUGUAGAUAGCACUGUUGAGUUUGGCAGGAAGCAGUCUCCAGUUCAUGUGGAGAGGAGGUAUGGUAGGGAUUGCACAAGAUCACGCUCACCGGAAGCCUACAGGUCAAGGUCAGCCUCCCCUUCUGCUGAAGAAUACUGUGUCCUGGUGGAAAACCUCUCUUACACAGUGGAAAAGAGUGACUUGAAGGCCUUCUUCCACCCUGUGCUGCUGAAGGAUGAUCAAAUUGCACAUCUCUUUGAUAGAAAUGGGAGGAAGACACGAUCUUGGUUUGUGGUGUUUAGAAGCCUGAGAGACUACUGUGCUGGUUUGGCACACCACAAGGUGGACUUUGCAAACCGAACAACAUAUGUUUCUCCUGUUUCCAAGGAAAAAAUGCUGGAGAUGUUAGAGUCUGCAAAGAUGAAAUUGGAGGAGCAUGAAGAGAGGGCCAGUAAGUCUUUUGAAAACUCACUUCAUUAUCAUGGGUCACAAAAGAUCUGCCUCUAUGUCCGGAAUCUGCCAUUUGAUGUGCGUAAGGUGGAGAUCGUGGACUUCUUCCAGGGCUUUGGUAUCCCAGAAGAUAACGUUUACUUACUACAAGAUGAUAAGGGAGUUGGGCUUGGUGAGGGCUUGGUGAUUUUCCGAUCCGAGGAGGAGGCACUGAGGGCAGAGGUACUGAAUGGGGAAAGGUUUCUUGGGUCGGAAGUGAUGUUGAAAAGCAUCUCUAGGGCUCAGAUGCAGGAAUUUGGGAUCCUUGAUUCAUUGGAUGGGCCAUCAUUGGAGAAGAAGCUCGAGAGGUAUUCUUCAAGACAUGGCAGGACGUCUCCCCUCUCACCUGGAGGAGAGUACUCUGAUUUCGGGGUCCUGUCUAAUUCAUGGAUAUCUCCAAGCAAUUUACCGGAUCAUUCAUGCAGGAGUAGCAGCAGAUCUGACUCACGCACAGAUGGCCGUGCCACAUCCAUUGACAGAGGGGAUGGAUCUCAGCAUAGAAGAUUAGGUGCAACUGGGCAACCAUUUGAUGGCCCCACCUGUGUGAAGCUGGUGAAUCUUCCUCCAAAAAUCACCAUUGAGGAAAUUUAUGACUUUUGCUAUGGAUACAGAGUGAUUCCAGGAUCUGUGUCACUGCAAUGCAACAAGAAUGGCAUUCCUAAGGGCACUGCAACAGUUGUCUUUCACUCACGCCAGGAAGCAAUGACUGCACUCCAAGAACUGAGUGGAAGGCCUAUUGGGACCAGAAAAAUUAAACUGCUUUUCAUUUAGAUUCAGAACCAUUCGGUUGCAAAAUGAGCCAGCGGAACAAGUUUGGUUGGGACGUGUUGUGCUGGGUGGGCUUUGAGCAUUUAGCAAUGCACAGAGCUUAAACAACGAGAAACUCAUAGAGCAUGACAAAGACCAUGUGGUGCAGUCAAGGUGCAUCCUCACUGACGAUGGUUACGGAAACCAUCAUUCGCUUGAUUUGUUCCAGCAGUUUGUGCUAGUAGCUUUACACCCCACUGUAGGGGGGGGUGGGAAUAGUGUUUUCGCUUGAUUAACAAGAUCUUCAUGGAACUUUUUUCCCCUUUUAUUUCCAAGAUUUGAAGAAUUGUAGGGAAAGUAAGUUCUUCUUUGUGAAUAAUUUGAGCGUCGACAAAAACACUGCAUUUGCUUGAUUUCAGCAUAUUGCUCCCGUAAUCAACGCAUUGUGUAAAUAAACCCAUUGUUAUGUCUAUCUAAA